GUUGAAGUGUUGUAUUUUGCAAAAAGCGCGGAGAUAGCAGGAAUUCGUUCAGAGACCAUUUCUGUGCCACAAGAAAUAAAAGCACUGCAGCUGUGGAAUGAGAUAGAAACACGACACCCUGGAUUGGCUGAUAUCAGAAAUCAGGUGAUAUUUGCUGUUCGUCAAGAGUAUGUCGAGCUUGGAGAUCAGCUCCUCCUGCUUCAGUCAGGAGAUGAAAUUGCCAUUAUCCCCCCCAUUAGUGGGGGGUAGUGUUUUUGAGCCACUUGAGAAAGAUAUGAAUGAAGUUGAAGAGAAAUCUAAAGAUAUAAUAAAAUUUACUGCUAAGAAACUUUCUGUAGAUGAAGUCUCACAGUUGGUGAUUUCUCCACUCUGUGGUGCAAUAUCUCUGUUUGUAGGGACAACAAGAAAUAACUUUGAAGGGAAAAAAGUCGUUAGCUUAGAAUAUGAAGCGUAUCUACCAAUGGCGGAAAAUGAAGUCAGAAAAAUAUAUAGUGACAUUAGACAGAAAUGGCCGGUCAAACACAUAGCAGUGUUCCAUAGACUUGGCUUAGUUCCAGUGUCAGAAGCAAGCAUUAUCAUUGCUGUGUCCUCAGCCCACAGGGCUGCAUCCCUCGAAGCUGUGAGCUAUGCCAUUGAUAAUUUAAAAGCCAAGGUGCCGAUAUGGAAAAAGGAAAUGUAUGAAGAAUCAUCAUCAUGUUGGAAAAGAAACAAAGAAUGUUUUUGGGCAACCAGUGAUUAAAUCACUUAUGUUUUUAGAGUCCUAAAAUUUUAAUUUUUCUCCAGAAAUUAAGAUAGUUCACUGAAACGUAAUCUCUUAUGUUACACCAGUGGGACAAAAAGGAGGAAAAAAAGCAAAAUAAAUGGGUGUUUAGGAUGAGGUCUUACACUGGAAUUAGACGUAGGGGAAAGAUUUUAGGGGAAAAAAAUGGAAGAAUAAUGUAAAUGUGAGCAAAGACGCCUGUAGUAGACAUAUUAUUCUAUGACUAAAUCUGAUUGUGACUUGACUCACUGAGAUGUGGCGCCUCCUCACUGACUUUGUCCCUGACCUUGCCCCCAUGGCCCCACCCACACAUCCAGUCCUUGUUAUCAGGGAAGCAUUACCGGAAUGUUGACAGAACUGGAAUGUACAACGCAUCAUUAUCAAACAGUCUUGAUAUGAUGUAUUUUUAGAAUUUAUAUAUUUAAAAAAUAAGUCAAAUAAACAAUUUAAAAGGUUUAAAAGUA
This is a messenger RNA of Pteropus alecto (black flying fox), 1224 nucleotides long. It is a transcript of the gene MOCS2, whose product is annotated as molybdenum cofactor synthesis 2. NCBI's taxonomy places the organism in Eukaryota, Metazoa, Chordata, Mammalia, Chiroptera, Pteropodidae. The transcript has 6 exons. Gene Ontology annotation, biological process: Mo-molybdopterin cofactor biosynthetic process. The record is from RefSeq and is a predicted model, not a curated record. The coding region runs from base 170 to 739 and encodes 189 amino acids. Gene Ontology annotation, cellular component: cytosol. Gene Ontology annotation, molecular function: molybdopterin synthase activity.